CUUGAAGCUCUGCGAAUGAUCUGAACGCGUCGACGCGCGUAUAACGUGUACCCUGGCCCCCAAGGACCCAAGCCUGGGGGGAGCCCGAUUCGCAUGCCCUAUAUAUAUGGUGCUGUAUAAGAAUGGAGGGUCUAACUGGAUGUGCUAGGGAUGUCACGCGUGCACGGGCCAAAUUUGUUGUAUUUCGUCGAAAUACCACCACGACUGCGUACAGUAGUAGGCUAGAUGCAAUAGUAAGCUGACUGCGCCGAUGCCAGCACCUGACUCUCAGCUCAAGCCUGAUAAAAAUCUACCAUUGCGAUACUAGUAGUUGCUGACAACUGUUAGGAUGUCGUCUUUAUCACAGCUUAAUGCUGAGCAUGCGCAAGUCUCGGAUAUCGUCCGUGGCUUUCACGAGUAUUUCAGUUCCCCGCCCCCAUUUAAAGAAGAACGCUUCGCUCUGCCACAUGGCCUAAUCACUGUUCCUUUCCCACCAGAGAUGGGUGGUCUCAAAACAGAAAGCUUUGAUGACAUGUAUGAGCGCGUUAGUGGAUUGCUCGCCAAACAACAAGAGUCCGGACCAACAGGCUUCAAACAUCAAUUGGCAGAACCACGGGCGGAUGUAUGGGUCUCUCAAAACAUAGCUGCUGUAUUCGUUGGUUGGUCAGCCUCCAUGGAUGGCCGUGGCGAGUUCAUCCACACUGUUCAUCUCUGCACCUUGCACCGUCAAUCUGACGACAUCCUGAGCGACGGAAACCCAUGGCGUAUUUCAGCACUUGUUGAUAUGAAGCAUCUAUCACCUGAGCAGCCGGUGCCGUCAGUCGAGACGGGUCCAGUGUCAGAGAUCAUCGCUCCAUUCCAAGACUUUCUUAAGAGCAUCAAAGCUCAAGACUGGGAGGCCAUUCCCGCCCUGCUGUUGCCUGGUGCAGGGGCUACGAUGUCGAAAGAUGGUCAUGCACCGGAGACAUUCAUGUGGCCGGAACUCAUUGAGCGCCUAAAGCAACAAGCUCAGAAUGAACCUACAAUUGAGAAGCGGCUUCUUGACUGCGAGGCACGGCGUUGUAGCGAUCUGGGCUUCGUUUGGGCACCGUUCGUGCUUCAGGUUGAUGGUAUUGAAAUUGCCCAUGGAGUCAAUGUCUGCUCCUUUAGGUUGGAGGGCGGACGAUGGCUUAUUAGUAGUCUUUGCGAGACGCGCUAUACUAAGUGAAUAAAUAGU
Messenger RNA from Fusarium oxysporum Fo47, 1195 nucleotides. RefSeq lists its product as uncharacterized. Lineage: Eukaryota; Fungi; Ascomycota; Sordariomycetes; Hypocreales; Nectriaceae. The coding region runs from base 329 to 1186 and encodes 285 amino acids. The transcript has 2 exons. The record is from RefSeq and is a predicted model, not a curated record.